Messenger RNA from Trichogramma pretiosum, 497 nucleotides. RefSeq lists its product as uncharacterized. The record is from RefSeq and is a predicted model, not a curated record. The transcript is spliced from 2 exons. Bases 150 to 497 code for a protein of 115 amino acids. NCBI's taxonomy places the organism in Eukaryota, Metazoa, Arthropoda, Insecta, Hymenoptera, Trichogrammatidae.
GUGUGCUUUGUGUCCAUACACUACGUUCAGUAAAAAUCGUGCAGUGUGUUGUGUUCACAAAUUGUUGUUAUCUGUGAAUAUAUAUUCAAGUGUGUUUGUGCGAGUUUCGUUCCAAAAACAACUACCAAACAACAAAUCAAUCAUCGACAAUGGUUACCAUUAAGAAAAUCUUGGCUAAAUCCGGAAAGAGCAUCCUCAAGGCUUUGAGGAAGAUGUCGAGAGCUCGCUUGGACAAAAAGUUGGCGGCAGCGGCGCAAGAGCAGCAAAAAGCCCAGCCACAACAACAGCAGGCCAAUCUGAGCCUGCAGACGAUGCUUUACGAGUUCGACUACGACACGCGAUCGUUCCAGUUCGAGGACGAGGCGAAGAGCGUCGACACCUACGUGACUUACGUGCAGGCCGAGGCCGAGUACUCGAGCUGCUGCUGCUGCUACUGCUGCGACGAGCGCGACGAGAAUCAGCUAAAUGAGAAUUUGGAGAACGAGAUGAUGCGCUGA